This is a messenger RNA of Hypoxylon fragiforme, 3263 nucleotides long. RefSeq lists its product as uncharacterized. The transcript has 7 exons. The record is from RefSeq and is a predicted model, not a curated record. Bases 337 to 2727 code for a protein of 796 amino acids. Gene Ontology annotation, biological process: regulation of transcription by RNA polymerase II; DNA-templated transcription. Gene Ontology annotation, cellular component: chromatin. NCBI's taxonomy places the organism in Eukaryota, Fungi, Ascomycota, Sordariomycetes, Xylariales, Hypoxylaceae. Gene Ontology annotation, molecular function: zinc ion binding; DNA-binding transcription factor activity, RNA polymerase II-specific; RNA polymerase II cis-regulatory region sequence-specific DNA binding.
UGGAGUCUCUCCCUCUCUUUGCAUUCGUUUCUGACCUACAUAACAAUACCAAUACUUCGGCAAUCAGUCCUCCCCGCAACACAAGCCCCCCUUUUACCCUCAGCAGGGGAUCAUUCCGGCGGACCUUUCCUUUUUAUUCAAGCCUUCUCCGGAGUUAAGCUUGUAUACCAACCAAUCAGCGGUACCUUUUUCAAGACAUACCAUGAGUCCAUGACUGUAUACUAAGUACACCUUAAAGUUGUACAGUGACCCUUCUAGGUUAGGUGAGUAGCGUGGGAAUCUAGUGGGUGUGACGACAAGGGGGUGAAUCUCCAUAAAGACUAGGACCAUCUCGACAUGUCCUCUCUAUCACGGGGUUGGGAAUGUGUGUUUCCAGGGUGUGGUAAGAAAUUCACUAGAAAAGAACACUUGAAUCGACACAACCUUGUUCACAACCCCGAGCAUCAGUAUAAAUGUCAUGUAUGUGGCCGUCGUUACGCUAGGAGUGAUGUGUAUAAGAGACAUUUAAAACAACAUGAUCACAGCCCUGAACUCUCAAAUUCACGAGGAGAAAGGGGAGCGCGACAAAUCUGUCUGCCAUGUCGUGAAAGAAACACCCAAUGUGACGGACACUCGCCUUGCGAGGCUUGCAUGUCUAGCUGGACAGAAUGCCGCUUCAGUGGCGCAGACAAUGGCCAAAGAGUAGACACCAGUCAAUCCUCUGCCAUAUUAUCUGCAGGCCAGACGCAAACCCCAUGGUUUCCUCCAACGCCAGAGGGCUGGGUUUCGCAGCCGUUCUCAACCACGCCGGUUGAUUUUAGCUCUGCUCACCAAACUCAGGCCGCUGCGACAGCAAAUAGCCAUGUCUCUCCUGAGUCGAGCACCAGUACAAAUGGCGCCGAAUCUACAUCCCAUGAUGUAUCGAACGGCUCAAAUAGAUCCUCCCAACCACCAUCGUCACCUUGGUGGCAACAGCGAACUGCUCCUAGGCCACUUGAAUCUCUUCAUGUGUCAGACCUAGAAAACAAGUUCUUUAGGAAUUCGCUUCUCACAAAGAGGCUCGUUGAUGUGUUCUUCUCAGAGGUUCAUCCGCAUUGGCUCAUACUACAUGAGCCCACGUUCGAGGUAGAACAGGCACCUACGGUGUUGCUAGCAUCCAUGGUUAUGUUGGCCAGCUGGCUUCAGAACGGUUCCGAACACGAGAAGAUCUCCCCGGUGGUUUUUGACGAAGUAAUACGGAUUCGAAUGGACCUUAACCCUCCACUGUAUAUAUUACAAGCUGCUUUAUUCUACGUCGUAUAUACAUUCGGCUCCUUGAGCGCGGAUGGAAUGGUCGCCAGGGCGCUCAACCUCACAGGGCUGCUAGUAUCAACAUGUCGGCACCUUGGCAUAUUUAACGGUCAAUAUACAUGUCAUGAGAUGGCUAACAUGGAAAACUGUGCCUGCCCAUUUCUUGGUUGGCGUGUGCAAGAACAAUUAAACAGAUUUGCCUUCUCCGUUCUUCGAAUAGACACCUACCUCAGCAUCCUCCUAGACCACCCCCCUUCAGUGCGCUACCAAGAACUCUGCAUCCCCCUCCCCAAGACCGCCGAGCUCUGGGCCGCCGCCAACGAAGAAGAGCGGCGCGCGCUCCAGUGGAACGAGCCCGCAGGCCGCGAAAAGGCACUUUUCUCCUUCUUCAUGCGCGACGUCCUCGACGCCAACCGCGUGGGUAAUCUACCCUACCGCCUGACGGAGAUCGACUACCACCUGAGCACCUGCGCGACGGAGAGCCACCUCUGGGAGGCGGCGCGCGAGGCCCACAGCUCGAUGUCGGACGAGCUCGUCAACGAGGCCUCGCCGGUCGACUUCGCGCGGCUGUCGGAGCCGCACAUGACGCUGUGGCGCCACCUGCGGCGCUCCGACUGCGAGGUGCGCGCGGGGUACUUCGCUGGACGCCUGGACACCCGCAGGCAGCAUCGGAUUGCGCCGCUCACGUUCACGCUGAUGUACAUCUCGACGCUGAAGUUGCACGCGCCGCUCAACACGCUGCGGCCCCGCGGGCACUACCACAAGUCACGCCCAGGAGCCGCGAUCCCGACCCGCCGACCCGCCGCCCACUUGCGCGGCUGGGUUGCUUCUGGAUGUCCGCGUUCCGCGCUGUGGGGCGCCGCUCGCAUAUGCAGGAUUUUUGCCAUCGAGACUGCGCAAACGCAAACGCAAACGCAAACGCAGACGCCACACGCGAGCAGCCGUAGAAGCAGCCGCAUCCUCAACCCCCUCCUCAUCCCCGGCGUUCUCAUGUCCGCCGUGCUAACGUGCUCCUACGCGAAAUCCACGCGCUCCUGCGCUUCUUGCCGCCUCGACACUACCACCACCACCACCACCACCACCAAUGCCCUUCCUUCUUCUUGCUCUUCCUCUUCCUCCCCUCCAGCCCUAAACUUAUUCGACCUCGACGACCACGACCCCGCGCUAGAACGGUGGCGGCGCGGCGGCGAAGGGGUACCGUACUGGGGUAGCUCCAGCAACGCCCACAAUAACCCCCAUGAUAAUAACAACAAUAAUCAUCAUCACAACAGCAACGAAAACUGCAACAACGACAACAACAACAACAACAACAACAACGAUAAUAACAGCAAGAGCUUCCCCGUAUGCCAAUGCCGGCUCUCCGACAUCGCGGCCUGGUUCCGGGACGCGUUCGCCGGCGACGAGAGCGCGGAGAUGGAGUUUGUCUUGUUCUUGGCCGAGUUGAGUCGCGAGACGUAGGUAAUGAGAGAUCGAGAGAUCGAGUUGCGUUAGUACACUACUGCGUCUUCCCCCCCCCCUUUUUCGUGAUUUUUGGGAGAGGGGGGAAGGCGUAGGCAUGUACUUCGCACAACUACAAGCGAUACGAAACGUGUAUAUAGCACCUUGCUCAAAAACACGCUGCUAUUGUCAUCAUCCAUGGCCAAACAACCCCAAAUCUCCCCCUUUGUCAACCCCGCUCCACCUGAUUGCUAUCGUGAACACACUGGAAAAGGGUGAGAGAUAGGGCGUACUUUUUACCUAUAUACCAGGUACCGAGGUAUUCACUGUAUAAAUAACUACACAGUAAUCAUUUGAUGUUCCAUCUCACCGCCAUCUCUAUCAGCGGUAAAACACAAACAAGUACCACGCACCUCUCGAAAAGGCCUACGUAGAAAAACAGCAACCCAUCACAACACAUUUCACCCGUACAAUAAAUCAAAGCAUCUAACAAAAACACUAUGCAGUUGACGCUUGGAUUUUAUGUCUGGAGUUGUUUUUAUAUUAGCCAUCCGCCC